UCCUUAAAGUGAAACAGAAAGUGAACCAGAGAUCAGGGAGGAUUCUAAAUCGAAAUGUCUUCACGGGUCACGGCCUGAAAUCAAGUCUCUUAUCUAGGAAAAAAAGAACCAGAACAGCCUGUAAGGUGUGUGUGCAUGAGGAGAGAGAGGAGGAGAAACCUGCUUAUCAAAUGAGUGUGUAUGAAGAGAGAGAGGAGGAGGCUCCUGUUGACGCUCAGAGAGCAGGGUCUCCAGGAUUCAGCUGCGUGUCUAUGAAGAGUAACAACUCUAUGUUUGAGCCGCCUGCUUUCAGAGAUGUUGACGCUCAGAGAGCAACGUCUCCAGGAUUCAGCUGCGUGUCUGUGAAGAGUAACAACUCCAUGUUUGAGCCGCCUGCUUUCAGAGAUGUUGACACUCAGAGAGCAGGGUCUCCAGGAUUCAGCUGUGUGUCUGUGAAGAGUAACAACUCUAUGUUUGAGCCCCCUGCUUUCAGAGAUGUUGACGCUCAGAGAGCAGGGUCUCCAGGAUUCAGCUGCGUGUCUGUGAAGAGUAACAACUCUAUGUUUGAGCCCCCUGCUUUCAGAGAUGUUGACGCUCAGAGAGCAGGGUCUCCAGGAUUCAGCUGUGUGUCUGUGAAGAGUAACAACUCCAUGUUUGAGCCGCCUGCUUUCAGAGAUGUUGACGCUCAGAGAGCAGGGUCUCCAGGAUUCAGCUGUGUGUCUGUGAAGAGUAACAACUCCAUGUUUGAGCCGCCUGCUUUCAGAGAUGUUGACGCUCAGAGAGCAGGGUCUCCAGGAUUCAGCUGUGUGUCUGUGAAGAGUAACAACUCCAUGUUUGAGCCGCCUGCUUUCAGAGAUGUUGACGCUCAGAGAGCAGGGUCUCCAGGAUUCAGCUGUGUGUCUGUGAAGAGUAACAACUCCAUGAUUGAGCCCCCUGUCUUCAGCAGUGGACCUUCUGUGACCUCUGACGCUGUUAUCAUCACCCGAAAAAGAAAGCGAGCAGCUUCUCCACUACAGUCCCUUAAUCUCAGUGAUGAAUCAGUGCCUAUUGAUCCUGUAGGUGGGAGAGCUUACCAGAUCAGAUAUGUGCACAAAACCAGCAUGAAGAACAAGUAUGAGAGCUUAUUUGAGGGAGUCAAACUACAAGAGAAUCAAACCCUCCUGAACAGGAUUUAUACACAGCUGUACAUCAUAGAGGGAGAGAGUGAAGGAGUGAAUGAAGAACAUGAAGUGCUACAGAUGGAGAAAAGUUACAGGACACUCCAAGACACUCCAAUCAACUGCAAUGACAUCUUUAAUCCUUUAUCUGAACCAGGAGAUGAGGAGAAGAGAAGAGAGAAGAAAGACACAAUAAAGACUGUUCUUACUAAAGGCAUCGCUGGAAUUGGAAAAACCGUCUCUGUACAGAAGUUCAUUCUGGACUGGGCCGAGGGAAAAGCCAAUCAGGAUGUAGAUUUCAUGUUUGUGCUUACAUUUAGAGAGAUGAACUUGAUUAAAGAUCAUCAGUACAGUCUUCACAGACUUCUGCUUGACUUUCAUCCUGAACUUCAAGAUCUGGACUCAAAGAUUUAUGAUGAAUGUAAAGUUGUGUUCAUCUUUGAUGGUCUGGAUGAAAGCAGAAUCACACUGAUGUAUUCAGACAGUCAGAAAGUUUCUGAUGUGACUGAGAUUUCAUCAGUGGGUGUGUUGAUGUCAAACCUCCUGAGAGGAGAUCUGCUUCCCUCUGCUCUCAUCUGGAUCACCACCAGACCAGCAGCAGCCAAUCAGAUCCCCUCUAACUACAUCAACCGUGUGACAGAGAUUCAGGGAUUCAAUGACCCUCAGAAGGAGGAAUAUUUCAGGAAGAGAAUCAGUGACGAGCAUCAAGCCAGCAGAAUCAUCUCACACAUCAGAAGAGCAAGAAGCCUCCACAUCAUGUGUCACAUACCCGUCUUCUGCUGGAUCUCAGCCACUGUGCUUCAAAACAUCCUGAAACAAGAUCUCAGUGCAGAAAUCCCUCAAACUCUGACUGAAAUGUACAUCUACUUCCUGCUCAUUCAAACAAAGAUGAGGAACCAGAAGUAUGAAGAGAGACAUCCAGAGAAACUCCUGCAGUCCAACAGAGAAGUGAUUGUGAAACUUGCUGAACUGGCUUUCAAUCAGCUGAUGAAAGGCAAUGUGAUGUUUUAUGAGGAGGACCUGAGAGAGAGCGGUAUAGACGUCACUGACGCCUCAGUGUAUUCUGGGAUCUGCACUGAGAUCUUUAGAGAGGAAUCUGUGAUUUAUCGGAGGAAGGUUUACAGCUUUGUACAUCUGAGCUUUCAGGAGUUUUUUGCAGCACUGUAUGUGUUUUUCUGCUAUUUACACAAGAACCGUGAGAUUCUGGAAAUGUUCCUGAUGGGAAAGUGUGAGAAUAUUACUCUGGAUGUGUUUCUGAAGGGAGCAAUGAAUAAAGCCUUGAGCAGUAAAACUGGACACCUGGAUCUCUUCCUUCGGUUUCUUCAUGGCGUCUCACUGGAGUCCAAUCAGAGACUCUUACAGGAUGUGCUGAUACACACAGAAAACGACCCAGAGAUCUUCAAGAAAAUAACCCAAAACCUCAAGCGAGGUCAGAAAAACAAUAUCAGUCCUGAAAGAUGGAUGAAUCUCACACACUGCUUGAUUGAGAUGAAGGAUAAUUCUGUUAUUAAAGAAAUGCAGGCAUUUUUAAACUCUAAAACAAAAAGAAAAAAGCUCUCUCUUGCACAAUGUUCAACUUUGGCAAACAUAAUCCUGAUGUCAGAGGAGGUGCUGGAUGAGUUUGAUGUUAAACAGUACAAUAUCAACGCUAGAGAGGGUCGAUGGAGACUGUUACCUGCUGUGAGGAACUGCAGAAAAGCUUUUUUGGCAGGCUGUAAUCUCACUGGUCAGCACUGUGAAAUUGUGGCUUCAGCUCUACAAUCAUCAAACUCCCCCCUGAGAGAGCUGGACCUGAGUAACAAUCAUCUGCAGGAUUCAGGAGGAAAACUGCUCGCUGCUGGACUGAGGAGUCCAAACUGUCAACUCAACAUACUGAGAUUAUCUGGCUGUUUGGUGAAAGAGGAAGGUUGUGCUGCUCUGACAUCAGCUCUGAGUUCAAACCUUUCACACCUGAGAGAGCUGGACCUGAGUAACAAUCAUCUGCAGGAUUCAGGAGGGAAACUGCUUGCUGCUGGACUGAAGAGUCCAAACUGUCAACUCAACAUACUGAGAUUAUCUGGCUGUUUGGUGAAAGAGGAAGGUUGUGCUGCUCUGACAUCAGCUCUGAGUUCAAACCUUUCACACCUGAGAGAGCUGGACCUGAGUGAAAAUUAUCUGCAGGAUUCAGGAGGGAAACUGCUCGCUGCUGGACUGAAGAGUCCAAACUGUCAACUCAACAUACUGAGAUUAUCUGGCUGCUUGGUGAAAGAGGAAGGUUGUGCUGCUCUGACAUCAGCUUUGAGUUUAAACCUUUCACACCUGAGAGAGCUGGACCUGAGUAACAAUCAUCUUCAGGAUUCAGGAGUGAAGCUGCUUGCUGCUGGACUGAACAGUCCAAAUCAACUAAACAUACUGAGAUUAUCUCAGUGUUUGGUGACAGAAGAAGGUUGUGCUGCUCUGGCAUCAGCUCUGAGUUUAAACCCAUCACACCUGAGAGAGCUGGACCUGAGCUACAAUCACCCAGGAGAAUCAGGAGUGGAGCUGCUCAAAAAGCUCAAACAUCUGGACAAACUCAAUGUGGAUCAUGGAGGAGAGAUCAUGAUCCCAUCAGGACGCCACAAAUACGCCUGUGAUCUCACACUGGAUCCAAACACAGCAAACACUCGACUCGUUCUGUCUGAGGAGAACAGAAAGGUGACGUGUGUCUCUGAGGAUCAGUCGUGUCCUGAUCAUCCCGACAGAUUUGAUUAUUGGGAGCAGGUUCUGUGUUCAGAGAGUCUGACUGGACGCUGUUACUGGGAGACUGAAUGGAGCGGAGGAGAUGUUAAUAUAUCAGUGUGUUAUAAAGAAAUCCAGAGGAAAGGAGGGAGUGAUGACUGUUUGUUUGGACGUAAUGAUAUCUCCUGGAGACUGUUCUGCUCUGAUCAAGGAUUCACUGCUCGUCACAAUAAUAACUCCACUCGUAUCUCUGUUUCUCCAGACUCCUGUAAGAGAGUCGCAGUGUUUCUGGACGAGUCGAGCGGCUCUCUGUCCUUCUACAGCGUCUCUGACACACACACACUCACACACUUACACACAUUCACACACACAUUCACUCAACCUCUACACGCUGGAUUUUACCUUGAUACAAACUCUUCAGUGUCUCUGUGUCACAUUAAACAUUAAACACACACACACACUCACACACACACGCUUUCUCUCACACACACGCAUUGAUAAAUAUGUGUAAAAUAAUGUCAUAUUUACUUAAUUAUGAAAAUAUUUUUGUGUCAUAUUUCUCAGGCCGUAUUUUCAGGAGUUCAUUUAAUUUUAGUCGAAUAGAAUUCAGAAUAAAAAUACUUCAUCAUCAUCAUCAUCAUAUGUUUGAAACAUUCAAAAGCAGUGAAAGAAAUAAAAAGUGUUUAUGUGACUGAACUUCAGAUAAAUUCUUUUGAAACAUUUAAUCGUCUGAACCCUCUUCAUUUCAGGAAAAUCAAUGUAAUAUAUUUCUGCUCAAUAAUGUUUUUCGUUAUUAUUUUACAUUUCGAAGGAGAUUUUGAUACUAUGCAAUAUU
Messenger RNA from Carassius auratus (goldfish), 4668 nucleotides. Its product is annotated as NACHT, LRR and PYD domains-containing protein 12-like. The record is from RefSeq and is a predicted model, not a curated record. Gene Ontology annotation, molecular function: protein binding. Lineage: Eukaryota; Metazoa; Chordata; Actinopteri; Cypriniformes; Cyprinidae. The transcript has 11 exons. Bases 171 to 4280 code for a protein of 1369 amino acids.